GAGGGGGUGUUGGAAGGGAGGAGAAACUUUUGGUGGGAAGAAAAAAAAGAGUGUGCUUGCAAUGAGCACGUCAGUCUGAGAGAUAAAAGAAGGCAAAUCUUGAGGACAACGUCUAUCACUGGCAGAGUAAAGAGGAAGUCCUAAUCCAGGGGAACAUACAUUGUCAGAAGCAACCAUGCUCAUUUGGAAUCCCACCAUGCUGUUGCUUAGGCUUCCAGCCCUUCUCAUCUGUCUGAUAGAGAGCUCAUUGGCCUCCGACGGUCCAAUUCAUCUGGUGUUUGAUUUUGAUGAGACUACAACGACACCACCCGACAACAAAUACCCAGAUGUCACCAGAGGUGCUGACGGUUACCAGAUAUGUGAUUACGACCUGUGUGUGGCCCAGGAGGAGAGUUGCCAGGACAUUGCAGCCAAAUUGGGAUGUCUGUGUCCAGGGAUCACACCCCAGACGGAGCCUCCCCUCGCUCCCCAGGUUAAAGGUGUAAGUCCGGCAGAAUCUGGACAGGUCACCGUCCACUGGUGUGCCCCCUUCUCCUUCGUGUCCCAGUAUCGGGUCACUGUAGAGGGCAAGGAGGGCCAAUCUGUGUUUGAGGGGAUGUCCCGCAACGUAACUCUUGCGGGCUUAAAGGUGGGCCAAAGGGUCUGUGUGCAGGCCGUGAACAGCGCAGGCAUGAGCUCACUUUCCGAGGAGUCCUGCUCCACGUACCACAGGCCGGAGAGUCAGGCAAGCACACCCUUGUUGGCGGGAGUCAUUGCCGGGGGUCUAGGAUUCAUUUUGCUCCUCACCGUGAUGGCGCUCAUCCUAUGGAGACGGAAGGCAUGCUGCAAGGGCGGGACAGACAGCCCCCAGGGCCUGAGAAAUCCGUCAUUCAGUACUGACGGGACAUUGUAGCCUGAAUUCUUAGGAACACCAAUUAAUCACCACAUAAAUGUGGAGCGGAUUUUGUAAAUCUGAUGACUCAUAUGAGAGUCAUGGGUAUCACACAGUAAUACCUGCUAAUUGGCAUGUUUCACUUGAGGGUUAAGCUGUGGUUGUUUGGAUGUGUGAAUAUCGUUUUACUGAGGGUACUAAGCUAAACUGAUGUUACUAAUGAUAUGUGCUGGUCUGAAAGUGAGAGCCUGGAGCUCCAUUGUAUUAUGUUUUGGUGUAUAACAGGGUCUAAUUUAAUUAUAGGAUGUUUGUUAUAUUAGUGAUAAGAAAGUAUUAUAUAAAUCAUCCACGUAGAGAGGGAGGAUAUAGCAUGUCAUAUUGACAGAGCAUGGGAGAGCAUGAUCUUAUCUAGAGAUCAGAUACAUGUGAUACCAGAAUUAUAGUAAUGAGUAAUGCAUUUGAAGACUGUAAGAAAGAAUUGAGUUACUAUGUCAUACAUAAGACCAUUUUUGAGAAGUAAGAUAAGAUCAUUUUGGGGCCACGGGUGUGACCUACGACUUUGGUAAUAGUGUUACACAACCACAUUUCAUUUCUUCUCUGUGAUUUUCCGAUUCUAAUUUUAAGCAGUAAAAUCUUGGCAAAACUACACGAUCUAUGAUAAUGCCUAUUCAUUUUGUAAAACAUAGACUACAACAUCUUAGGAAUAGUGCUGCUAUGAAUAUUUGAACAAAUGAUUUCUGUGUCUGAUCAUUUUAAUUUUUCAUGUACAUGUUUUUUUUUAUUGAUGUUUGUCUUCUAAUAAAGAAAAGAAAAACAUGGUGUCACUGAUA
Molecule: messenger RNA, 1701 nt
Organism: Sardina pilchardus (European sardine)
Lineage: Eukaryota; Metazoa; Chordata; Actinopteri; Clupeiformes; Clupeidae
Product: LRRN4 C-terminal-like protein
Exons: 2
Coding region: 176-892 (238 amino acids)
Molecular function (GO): protein binding
Source: RefSeq, a predicted model, not a curated record